Molecule: messenger RNA, 6105 nt
Organism: Astrephomene gubernaculifera
Lineage: Eukaryota; Viridiplantae; Chlorophyta; Chlorophyceae; Chlamydomonadales; Astrephomenaceae
Source: the annotation of a GenBank genome assembly
GUCAUCUGAGAGAAGCAUACAAUAGUAAAUAUGCGAAUUUACUCUGUGUGCAGACAACUCGCCAAACAAAGCAGGCAAUACCGGUAGGCCGCGCCUAAACCCUUUUGCACGCAAUGAAGUUACUCCUUGAGUUUUCUUAGGUCGUAUGUCGUAGGCUGAUCACGCAUACGUUUGGCUGGGAAGGCCGAGCGGGUUAACAUGGCGGAGUCGCUCGGAGGCAGCCGUGGCCGCAACGACAAUGCUGGCAAGACAAAUGUUUUCGCAGCAGCUAAAACACAGGGUCCAGCUCGUACCGGCGGUGGCGCUGGAGGCGGUCUGCUGGAUCGCCCAGCCCCCAUCCGCCGUACGGGCGGCAUGGCAGCUGCGCUAGGCGGUGGCGGGUUCGCCGCCCCGCGCGCCCGCCCCUCCAGCGCCCCCAGGGAGCGGCCUCGGGGCGGCGGUGGUGGUGGUGGCGGCCCGGGGGGUGGAGGUGGUGGUGGUGGCGGCAACAUGGAUAAGGCCCUGGCGGCUCGGGCUCGAGUGGAGGAGCUGCGGCAGGUCAAGGAGGCUCAGUACUGGGGCCGGGAGGACAAGGACGCCCUGCGCGCCAACCGCCGCGACCUUCCGGCCUUCUGGUCCAUCAGCGCGCACGGACAGCCCUACCACGACGAGCGGCUGGCGGCGGGCGCCACCAACUUCUACCGCCUCAGCACGCCCGCGGGGCUGGCGGGGCCGGGGGACGGCGUGGCGGCGGCGGUGGGGCCGGCCACGCUGCAGCAGGCGGCGCUGCGCAAGAGUCUGGAGACGGGCAUGCGCUACUUCGCCUCCCUCUCCGACCUGGCUCCGCUGCCCCCCGGCGCCCCCGCCACACAGCGCCUGGGCGACGCGGACCGCGAGUUCCUGCUGGGCCGGCUGACUCCCUUCCAGCGCAUCCACGCACUGCACCAGGGGCUGGACAAGGACCCGGGCAGCGCGUGUGUGGAGUGGCUGCCGUGGCCGCUGGCGAUUCUGAACCGGGAGACGCUGGUGGCGGAGCGCGAGGGCCGGCGGGCGCCCCCGCCCAAGUACGACAUAGCGGAUUGGAACGGGGGCCCCGCGCAACGGGACAUGCUCAUGCGGCUAGCCACGGCGGAGCUUGAGUACCUGAUGCGCCGCCACCUGAAGUUCAUGUCGGAGCGGCAGUGCAGCGCCGCACGCGCCCCCGCUGCCCUGGAGAAGGACAUCCUGCGCCAGGCCUUCUGGCGGGUGGACCCGGGGCGCAGCGGGGCGGUGUCCGUACAGCAGUUCCUGCAGGUGUGGCAGAACCUGCUGCGGCUGAUGGAGUACGAGGACGUGUGGGUGAAGGGCAAGGACUUCAAGGGGCGCACCCGGCACCAGCAAGUGCUCAAACCCAAGCGCACACUGCUGCUGGACAGGAACAUGGCGGCAGCGCUGUUUGUAAAGUACGGAUUCGACAAGGACGGCCUCAUGCCGUACAUCGUGUUCAUCAAUGCGCUGUGUGAAACGCCUGCCCGGCUUCUAGGUCACGAGGUGUUGCUGGCCAAGGACGUGCGGGGGAAGAACGGACUGGAGGACGAGCAGGACAUCGCCAUGUGCAUGGGCAACGCCAAGAUUGAAUACCGCUACUGCAAGAGCGGCGUGUUCCCGCCCGGCGAGUUCUCAGCCAAGAUGGGGAAGCGCUCCUUCAAACCGCCCAAGGCGCACAUGUGGUUGGAGCACGUGUACGGCUACGCGGGUAUGCUGGAGUACACGCUACAGUCCAACAUAUUCUACACGCACAACACAGGCCAGCCGCUCAAUCCCCACACCGCCAAGGCAGUCGCCAAGACGCUGCUGGCGGCGCAGGGCGCGCAGGAGGGCACACAGCUGCGGCCGGAGCAGCUCAAGCGUACGGAGUUCGUGUACUACACGGGUAGUGUGGGUGUGGUGUUCGACAAGGAGAAGUACGACGCUGGACUGCCCUGUCAGCGCUUCUUCUUCGGACACAACAACGACAUCCAGUGCCUGGCCAUGCACCCCAACCGCAAGUGGGUCGCCACGGGGCAGCAGAAGGCCACGGGCGAGCGCGAGGUGCCGUACGUGUGCGUGUGGGAUGUGGACCACUGCAUGCAGCUGCAGCGGCUGGACCACGAGCGGGACGAGCGGGGCGUCAUUGCGCUGGGCUUCUCGGGGGACGGCAUGGCGGGGACGGGGGGGGAGCUGCUGUUGACGGUCACCUCCGACGACCGGCACUCCAUCCACGUGUGGCGCUGGCUGCCCGCCUCCAACAAGUACGUCAACGCGCACUACAUACCCGGAUGGAGUCUGGGGCCGGAGAAGAAGAUACACCCGCUGCGGGGGAUGCAGGAGAUGUACUUCAACAACUCGCCGUACAGCAUCAUGGACGGGGAGGCGCUGGACGACCAGUGGCUGGGCCGCUUCCCCUUCGACCUGGACAACUGGCAGGCGGCGUGCGGGGGGAGCAAGCAGGGCCGUACGGGACACGGCAACGAGUACGAGGCCGUACAGACCAUCCUUCGCGCCAGUCGGCAGCCGCUGCAGCUUGAUGCGCCCGCUUGGGAGGCGUCCGGGGAGUGGUGGGAGGAUGCGGCGGGCGGCGGCGAGCUGCCGGCACCGACCCCUGGGUCGGAGCGGGGUCCCUGCCCGCUGUGGAGCCACUUGGAGCACCCGGACCUCAGGGUUCGCGCGGAGGACGCUGACGGGUUCUACAUGGCCAUGCGGCCGGUGAAGCGGGAGGAGGGGUUCUUCCAGCCGGGGGCGGAUGAGGACAAGCGCCGCUUCCCCUACCAUGAACAAGUAGUGACCGGCUGCAACGGCACGCCCCCCAUGGUGUACGGCGUGGUUUGGAACCCGCUCAAGCCGCACGACGGUCGCAAGGGCAGCGAGUUCGCCAGCUACGGAGUGAAGCACCUCAAGGUGUGGAUUGCCAACGACGAGGGGCGCUUCGUGGGCACCAUGGCGUCCUUCGGCACCUCGCACAUCGAGAAUGUGCUGUCGGCACUCUACGUCCCCGCCAUGCACGCCAUGCGCUCCCCGGGCGACUCCUGCCUGCUCACCGGCUUCGCAUCCGGCAAGCUGGGGCUGUGGGUGCCGCCCUACCCCACCCGCGUGGGUGCAACCUACUCGCUGGUACGGCACUUUGACGCGCAUGCGCCGGGCAGGACCAUUGCGUUGAACGACGGCACGCAGGUCCACGGCGGCGUGCGGGCGCUCAAGAUGCGGCGCACCUCGGAGGGCACCCUGGAGGUGCUGUCGGGGGGGGCGGACGGCUGCGUGCGCUGCUGGACGCUGCAGGAGGUGGCGGGCGCGAGGCCGGACGGCACCCCCGUGAAGGGCGUCAAGCUGGGCCGUACGGAUAAAACUUUCCAGCUCCAGCCCCCGGGUGCGGGUCUGGUCCGCCCCGAGGAGCCGCCGCUGGUGGUGGCUCUGGACUGCCACCCGCAGCUGGACCGCGAGUUCCUGGCGGGCACAAACGGCUGCGACAUCUGGGAGGUUGACGCCGACCCACGGGUCAUCGUGGAGGGCCACGAGGACGACUUGGACGAGGUGGCGGCGCACUCGGAGUGCCCGCACACCUUCGCAACGGCGUGCAGGAGCGGCAAGUGUCGCGUGUGGGACGCCCGGCGGCGCGACGUGGUGAUGUCCGCCGACCUGGGCUACCCGCUGUGCGGAGUGGCGUUCAGCCAGGAGCCGCUGGCGGUGCGGGACGAGGCUGGUCGAGUCAUCUACAGCGGCUUCCACCUGGCUGUCAGCGGCGAGCGCGGCCAGCUGACCGUCAUGCGCUGCGACACGCUGCAACCCCUGGUGCACCGGCAUGACGUGGCGUCAAAGCAGGCCAUUCCCGAGCUCAAGUACAGCCCCCACGGCGGCCCCCGCAUGCUGGCCGCAGCCGCCGCCGACCUCACCAUCUACCUCUACCGGGCCGACAGGAACUACCAGCUGACUGCAAAGUGUCUAGGCCACAGCGGCACCGUGACCCACGUGGACUGGUCGCUGCCCGUCAGCCUGCCCGGCACCCCGCUGCAGGGGCGCUUCGUGCUGCAGUCCUGCGACACGGCGGCGGAGCUGCUGUACUGGAACCCGCAGACGGGCAAGAAGCUGCCGUACAACCUGCGUGACGCGGAGUGGCACACAUGGACACUGCCGGUGGGGUUCGACGUUAUGGGCGUGUGGCCGGACGGCUCGGACGGGACCGACGUCAACAGCGUGGACCGAUGCCGGCUGGGGGCGCCCAUAUACGACCCGCUCGAGGCUGCCUACGAGGGCAGCCGCGACGCCGCCAUGCACUACAGCGAGCAGGACAGCGCGGACGGCGUCAGCGGCGCAGGCUUCCUGGUAACCGCGGACGACUUCUCCACCGUCAAGCUGUUCAACUACCCGGUGGUGGCGGACGACGCGCCGUACAAGGCGUUCAGGGGGCAUGCAUCGCAUGUUACGGCAGUUCGAUUCCUGGCGGACGACCAGCUGGUGGUCAGUGUGGGCGGUCACGACCGAGGAAUCUACCAGUGGCGAACAUGUGGGGUCGCCUCGGGCCUGCCGCCGCUUCCCGUCAUAUACAGCCUGCUAGCCGGCUGCGACUCGCAGGCAGGGGGAGACCCGGACAAGGCCAAAAGCCUACGAGGAGCGCUGUGGGGGCGGCUGAAAAGCCGCGCGCGGGCGUUUCGGUCGUACGAGCGGUUGAAGUUGUUAGCCAUGCGUACUGCAGUUGAGGAGAAGCGGAUCAACAGCGCUGCGACUGCCGUACCGCAGCCCAAACUGCCGGAGCAGAUGGUGUGGGCGAAGCUGCCAGGGAAUGCGAAUCAGUACGGGCCGGUGCCGAGGAGUAAGCUAGGGGCGGAGUCGGCGGAGGGGUUAGAGGGCAAGCAGGGGGUUAGGGGCAGUGUGGGUGCUGCGGGCGGUGGUGUGGCGGCAUGGCAGGCGGCGGCGGCGGCGAAGCAACCCACGUGGUCGUCAUCGUCGCCUGCGGGAACGCCUCGAUCACCGUCUGUGGGUCCGGCCGGGGGAGGCGGCGCUGCUGCUGCGGCACAAGCUGCUGCACAACCAUCACCACGGCCGCCGCAGCCGCCUGCAGCAGUAGCAGCAGUGGCAGCAACGCCUUCGGCUUCUCGUUCACCCUCAAUAAUCCCCGGCACAGGCGGCAGUGCAGCACCCACUGCUGCGAGCAAGGUAAAGGCGCCGUCGCCCCCUGCGUCAUCCAAUGGUUUUGACAGUUAUAGCUAUAGUGGCGAGGUGGGGAGCUACGAGCCAUCACUCAGACCCUCGCCGGCCACCCCGCCAGCACCCACCACGUCAGCUGCAACACCGCCGCCGCCACCGCCAGCAUCCAGCAGUCGACCGGCGUCACGGCCGGCGUCUGCGGCGCCGUCAGUGCGAGGUGUCAGCGGUGGCGGCACGCCGCCGCCAUCAACGCCCGGGACGGAGGGCUCAUCUGGGUCGGUGGUGGGUAGGCGGGGAGUGGAGGGCGCUGCAGGGGGGCGCAGCGGCAAGCGCUAUGUGACAGACAGCAUGGAGGACGAGGUGCCGGAUGAGGUACCCGAGGAGGAGGAUUUUUGAAGCGGGGAAGGUGGGAUGGAGGUGGGAGACAUGGGGCAUGUGGGAGACAGAGCGGUUUGCAUGGGGUGGGGGCAUCGUGCAGGAGAGGGAGGAGGUGGUGGUGUAGCGUGAUGUGCUUGAGGCUGAGAGUUUGUACAUAGCGAGGGGAGUCAGAGAGGAGUUUCGGCGAUGGCGUCCAAAUAUGCGGCGUGCCUUGGUAGGCAUCUCGGCUGCUAGAAUCGUGCUGCUGAACAAGCAUAAGUAUUCGGGCGUCUGACCUGCCAGAGGGUUUGCUGCUAACAGAAUGAGUGCUAUACUGAGAGGUGAUUCUGUGAGGGUCAAAGAUACCCCAAACCACAGGAAACCAACAGUUGGGGCAAAGCAAUGUGGAUAAGAGGUGGCAAGUGACAGACUGAAUAACUUGGACUGCAGACCGUACUGCUGACCUUUGCAAACGUAGUGACUGAAGUUUCUUGGCCGUACACAACCGGCGAUCUCUGGACCAUUCCCCGAUAGUUUCAGAGCAGUGUACGAGGCUAGCUUCAGUAACAUUUUGCCAGGCAAUGAAGCCCCCUUAUUUGCAUGCAACUGAGG